AUGCAUGAGCAUGAAAUGUCCUACAUGGGCCCUCGGGCCUUCAGUCACGAUCAGAGCCAAGAUGCAGAGGCCGAAUAUGACCGUCUCCGCAACCUAGCCCGACAAGAAGCUUCAAAGCGCAACUCAUGUUUCCAACGGUCUCAAGAAGCCUACUCUAGCGGCGAUGGCGCCAAGGCCAAAGAGCUCUCCGAACAAGGCAAAGCCCACGGUCGCAAGAUGGAAGAAUACAACAAGCAAGCGUCGGAGUUCAUCUUCCGUGAGAACAACGCCAACGGGCGCGUCGCAGCAGACACCAUCGAUCUGCACGGACAAUUCGUCGAAGAGGCAGAGGAGAUCCUCGAGGAGAGGAUCAAGUAUGCGAAAGCGCACGGUCAGGAUCAUCUCCAUGUGAUCGUCGGCAAAGGAAACCACUCGGCCAACCAUAUCCAGAAAAUCAAGCCCCGAGUAGAGCAAGUCUGUCAGGAACUUGGUCUUCAGUACGCGACUGAGGAAAAUGCUGGGCGCAUUUAUGUCAAUCUGACUGGUGGACCGGCGGAUAUGGAGACUGCGCCUACGCCCAAUCAUCCUCACUAUCAGCAAUACCCUCAGCAGCAGCAGCAUCCAUCGGGCACCUAUGCUCACCCGCAUCAGCAGCAACAGCAGCAAUAUCCCGGUUCGCAACAGCAGCAGUAUUCUGGUUCUCAGCAGCAACAGCAACAACAGCAACAGGGUGCGGGUAACCAGGAUGAGAUCGAGCAGGUGGUCAAUGCGGUUCUGCCUAAGAUUCUCAAUAAGCUGGAGAAGGCUUGCUGUGUGGUCAUGUGA
Aspergillus tubingensis is the source of this 804-nucleotide messenger RNA. RefSeq names its product Smr domain-containing protein. The record is from RefSeq and is a predicted model, not a curated record. The transcript is spliced from 4 exons. Bases 1 to 804 code for a protein of 267 amino acids. NCBI's taxonomy places the organism in Eukaryota, Fungi, Ascomycota, Eurotiomycetes, Eurotiales, Aspergillaceae.